AUGGUGCUGGAGGCUGCUUUUCUCGAGAAAUGCCGACAGGCAUUCCAGGCGCUGGACUCUGGUCACCGAGGCGCACUUGGACGCGAUGAAAUGAGGAACUUAUUGGAAACCAUUUUGGAGAAACCGCCGAGCGACGAUAUUUUUUUUCGUUUGAUGGCAGAGAUUGAAGAGGAUUGUGGCGGCCAGAUUGUUGAUGCCUGGAUUGCUCUCGGGGGCGGCCGCGACAAGUCAGGUCAGCUGGACAAGAACAAACUUAUCCAGAUUGUCAGCGAAGAUUUCCAAAUGACUAUUGACAUUGGACAACUUCUAGACCACCUAGAUCUGAACAAGGACGGACGUAUUGACUACAAGGAAUUUGCAGAGCUGUUCAAAUGA
Messenger RNA from Toxoplasma gondii ME49, 375 nucleotides. RefSeq names its product EF hand domain-containing protein. The coding region runs from base 1 to 375 and encodes 124 amino acids. Gene Ontology annotation, molecular function: calcium ion binding. Lineage: Eukaryota; Apicomplexa; Conoidasida; Eucoccidiorida; Sarcocystidae. The record is from RefSeq and is a predicted model, not a curated record. The transcript has 6 exons.